Peromyscus leucopus (white-footed mouse) is the source of this 1162-nucleotide messenger RNA. RefSeq names its product N-terminal asparagine amidase (gene Ntan1). The record is from RefSeq and is a predicted model, not a curated record. NCBI's taxonomy places the organism in Eukaryota, Metazoa, Chordata, Mammalia, Rodentia, Cricetidae. Gene Ontology annotation, biological process: ubiquitin-dependent protein catabolic process. Bases 173 to 1030 code for a protein of 285 amino acids. The transcript has 10 exons. Gene Ontology annotation, molecular function: protein-N-terminal asparagine amidohydrolase activity. Gene Ontology annotation, cellular component: nucleus.
ACAGACUGAUCCUGCAGAUCGGGCCAGGCUCCGCCAGGGUCGGCGAAGCCAGGAGUGAUACUCAUCAAAGAGAAGUUUCACCCACCUCAAGGAUUUUGGGGACUCUCUCCUGUGUCUGUCCGAAAACUUCUAGUUUUAGUGGCCACGACGCACAUUGCACGAGAAGGCGGGGAUGAAUGAGGAAAGAGCCAGACUUCUCAGAGGUCAGUCUGUUCAACAAGUGGGACCCCAGGGCCUUCUGUAUGUUCAGCAAAGAGAGCUUGCAGUGACCUCCCCAAAGGAUGGCUCCAUCUCCAUUCUGGGUUCUGAUGAUGCCACUACUUGUCACAUUGUGGUCCUAAGGCAUACAGGUAAUGGGGCAACCUGCCUCACACAUUGUGAUGGAACUGAUACCAAAGCUGAAGUCCCCUUGAUAAUGAGCUCCAUAAAAUCCUUUUCUGACCACACUCAGUGUGGAAGGCUGGAAGUGCACCUUGUAGGAGGCUUCAGUGAUGAUAGGCAGCUGUCACAGAAACUUACUCAUCAGCUUCUUAGUGAAUUUGACAAACAAGAUGAUGAGAUUCACUUAGUGACAUUAUGUGUGACAGAAUUAAAUGACCGGGAAGAAAAUGAAAACCACUUUCCAAUCAUUUAUGGCAUUGCUGUCAACAUUAAAACUGCAGAGAUUUACAGAGCUUCCUUUCACGACCGUGGUCCAGAGGAACAGCUUCGUGCUGCAAGAGCCUUAGCAGGAGGCCCGAUGAUUAGCAUUUAUGAUGCAAAGACAGAACAACUUCGAAUAGGCCCGUAUUCCUGGACGCCAUUUCCACAUGUGGAUUUCUGGUUGCAGCAAGAUGACAAGCAAAUACUAGAGAACCUUUCUACUUCUCCUCUGGCUGAGCCCCCCCACUUUGUUGAACAUAUUAGAUCUACCUUGAUGUUUUUAAAAAAAUUCCCAUCUCCAGCAAAUAUACUGUUUCCUGGAAAUAAAGCUCUCCUCUACAAAAAAAAUGAAGAUGGCUUAUGGGAAAAGAUCUCUCCAGGGAGCUAACAUCCAAGUUACCAAAGAACACAGCUCUUUGGCCUGAUAGAGACCAUUGGUGUUUUGGAAUCUACAACUGUGCAGUUUGACUUCUUCCUUGCUUACUAUCUUUCAAAAUAAAAUCUUAUUUUGGCAAAGGCA